AUGCAAGAGGACUCGUACUCCGACGAAAUAGAACGACUGAAAAAGGACUUGAAGUUACGUCCGAACAGCGCGCUGCGUAAGCUCGACCCACGGAUAGACAACAGAGGCUUACUUACACUACACGGUCGCGUGGGCGUGGCGAGAAUAAGCGAGCAGUCAAAAAACCCGCUAAUAAUGGACGGCCGCCACGCUUUCACCCGGCUACUCGUCGCGCACGCACACAAGGCGGCGAACCACGCCAACCGAGAGCAAGUUGUCAACGACCUGAAACAGAAGUUCUAUAUCACACGUAUACGACCUACAGUACGAGCCGUGGAGCAUUCAUGUCAACUCUGCAAAGUGAAGAAAGCCAGACCGAGACCGCAAGUUCACGGAGACCUGCCCUAUGAAAGACUCGCAGCGCACGCGAGGCCAUUUAGCUACACGGGCCUCGACUUUUUCGGCCCUAUGUACGUGACGGUCGGGCGACAUAAGGAAAAGCGCUGGGGCGCCCUGUUUACGUGUCUCACUACGCGAGCGGUCCAUAUAGAGAUCUCACCGUCGCUAUCUACGGAUUCUGCUAUUAUGUGCCUACGGCGGAUGGCGGCGCGGCGGGGGUGGCCAGUAACAAUCUACAGCGAUAAUGGGACGAACUUUCAUGGCGCGGACGAAGAGCUGCGAGCAGCGCAGCGAGAGUGGGGUCCACAACUCAAGGACUUCGCUCUACUACAACGAACGAACUGGAAAUACAUCGCACCCGGGGCACCGAAUCAAGGUGGAGCAUGGGAGCGGCUAAUACGCUCGGUUAAGACAGCGUUAGUCGCCACACUACACGAGCGCUACCCCAGGGACGAAGUACUCGCCACAUUACUCACGGAGGCAGAGUACACGGUCAACGCACGCCCUCUCACUCACGUGCCUGUUGAGCCAGGAGACAUGGAGGCGCUAACACCGAAUCACUUCCUACUGGGGACUUCCGGCGGCCUACCCACUACCGGGCCGUGCAGGGAGGUAGACAGGAGGACCUGGAGAGCCACGCAGGCGCUGGCUGACGUGUUUUGGCGUCGAUGGCUAACUGAGUACCUACCUACACUCAUACCACGUGGAGGCACACGGAGCGGGCGCGGAGCGGACCUGAAAGUUGGUGACGUCGUGAUUAUCACUGAUCCAGUACUGCCGAGGAACAUCUGGCCACGAGGUGAAGUAAUCCGACUGCAUCAAGGACCCGACGGACUGACCAGAGUCGCUGACGUACGAACGAGAGGAGGGAUAUUCCGCCGACCUCUACGACGUCUCGCCGUCCUCCCGGUGAAAGAAGGCUGCGAAGAUCUACGCCGAGGGGAGGAUGUUACGGACAGCCGAGAAGAGGAGGUCGCGGGGUAA
Molecule: messenger RNA, 1362 nt
Organism: Pectinophora gossypiella (pink bollworm)
Lineage: Eukaryota; Metazoa; Arthropoda; Insecta; Lepidoptera; Gelechiidae
Exons: 1
Coding region: 1-1362 (453 amino acids)
Biological process (GO): DNA integration
Molecular function (GO): nucleic acid binding
Source: RefSeq, a predicted model, not a curated record